Molecule: messenger RNA, 853 nt
Organism: Camellia sinensis
Lineage: Eukaryota; Viridiplantae; Streptophyta; Magnoliopsida; Ericales; Theaceae
Source: RefSeq, a predicted model, not a curated record
GCAAAUGGUUUUUAUAAAAGCUUGGCUUCGGUGCGGAGACUAUGCAGUAGACUUUAGCAAUGAAGUGUUCUCCCAAAUCCUGUUGAGAGGCUGCAGACAACAUGGAAGAAGAGAAAUCAUGCCAUCCUAUUCCUCCUCUUCACAAUGCCAACUCUGAUAUAGCAAGAUCGCUGAGAGAUAUACCGCCAGCUCACUACACUCUUAAGAUUGAGUCAUUCUCAGAACUCGCACAGUUAUUGUUGGAUGCUGAAGUGCAGAAUUAUGAAUCAGAUAUUUUUGAAGCCGGUGGCUACAAAUGGAAAUUGUGUCUCCACCCAAAUGGUGAUAAAGAAAGAAAUGGGGAAGGACACAUCUCUCUAUACUUGGUAAUCACUGAGACUAGUGAGUUACCUCUUGGUUGGGAGGUCAAUGUAAACUUCAAAUUGUUUGUGUAUGAUCAGAUUCAAGACAAGUACAUGACCAUCCAAGAUGCCAAUGGGAAGGUUAGACGCUUUCAUAGGAUGAAAACCAAGUGGGGUUUUGCCCAAUUACUCCCACUUGGUACUUUUAAUGAUGCUGCUAAUGGAUACCUCAUCCACGACACUUGCGUGUUUGGGGCUGAAGUUCUUGUUAUAAAUUAUAAUGGCAGAGGAGAGUGUCUAACUGUAUUGAAGGGACUUGACAGUACGUACACUUGGAAGAUUGAUAACUUCUCAUCUCUAGAUGGCAAAACUCAUUAUUCUAAAGUCUUCACGAUUGGAAAUCGGAAGUGGUAUGCAAUCAUUAACUUCGCUCCUCUCAAUUACAAUAAGCAGAUUGAUAAUCUAACAAUUAACUGCUUUUUAUGACUUCCUAUAACAAAACCAGGAAGUUA